CUCUCUCUCUCUCUCUCUCUCUUCUCUCUCUCUCUCUCUCCAUCCUGUCUUCCUGGCGAUGCUCUGGGACGGCUGAGCCAGAUUAUUUUGCAGCUGAUCACUGUGCCAGUCUGCUCCUGCUGCUGUUCAACUCUUUUAAAAAAACAAACACCAGAUUUGCCCGAGGACCUUCAUCUCCUCGGCUUCUCGAACGCAUCAGAGCUCAUCGUUUUGGGUUGCCCGGGCCGACAGGUGACAUCACAGGAAGUUGGAUGUUCCGUCAAAGCCAAACGCUCUCGGCUGCGAUCGGCGGCGUCGAUGUUUUUCCAACCCCGUCACAACCGUGAGAGACGUCCGAACUCUGCUCCGUGAAACACUUACAGGAACUCUCAAGAAAAGAAGAAACCCAACAACAACUUCACCUCCUUCUCCGCUUCUACCGCGCAGAGAUGAACGAGGAGGCGGAGGAGACGCAGCUGCCCCGGGAAGGGCUGGAGGUGGAGGAGGAGGAAGACGAGGAGGGAGAGCAGGAAGGGGAGAAACAGGAGGGAGAGCAGGAAGAGGAGAAAGAGGAGGGAGAGCAGGAAGAGGAAUAUGAGAAACAGAAAGCAGAGCAGGAAGAAGAGAAAGAGGAGGGAGAGCAGGAAGAGGAGAAAGAGGAGGGAGAGCAGGAAGAGGAGAAACAGGAGCAAGUGCAGGAAGAGGAAGAGGAGAAAGAAGGAGAGGAGAAACAGGAGAUGCUGAAGGAAGAAGAAGAGGAGCUACUGGCGGGAGAGCAACAAGAGAAGAUGCCCCAUCAGGACGUGGAACAGGAGGAGGAGUCUGAGGAGGAGCAACAGGAGGAAGAGGAGCGACAGGAGGAAGAGGAGCGACAGGAGGAAGAGGAGCGACAGGAGGAAGAGGAGCGACAGGAAGAGCUGCAGCAGAGUCUGCAGGUGCAGCAUCGGGGGCAGAUGUCUCAGACGGAGGAGAACAAGCAGCAGCAGAUCGAGGAGGCGCAGGACUUUGAGGAGCAGAACCACAACAACCAGGUCCUGAUCCGACUGAGAGGGAUGCAGAAAUACAAAAGUACAUCGCAGAGGCUGAAGGGGGUCCUGGAGCAGAUGGACCGGGGUGUCGUGGACCUGCUGGAACUCCGCAGGAACCUGGAGCUCGCUGCUGCCAUGUUGGACAGCGUCUACACUGAUGAGACCAAGCGUCUGUUGGACACCGAGGACGAGCUCAGCGACUUGCAGGCGGAGUCGGUGCCCAGCGAAGUACGUGAUUGGCUGGCGUGUACCUUCACCAGGAAGAUGGGUGUGGCCAAGCGUCGUCCUGAGGAGAAGCCAAGAUUCAGGAGCAUCGUCCACGCAGUGCAAGCUGGGAUAUUUGUAGAAAGGAUGUACAGACGGACGUCCAACAUGGCUGGUCUAACCUACCCACCCACGGCUCUGACAGCUCUGAAGAAAGUGGAUCACUGGUCGUUUGAUGUCUUCUCCUUCCACGAGGCCACUGGAGACCACGCCCUCAAGUUCCUGGUCUACGAACUGCUGACCCGCUAUGACCUCAUCAACAGGUUCAGGAUCCCGGUGCAGGCUCUGGUGCAGUUUGUUGAAGCUCUGGAGAACGGCUACAGCAAACACAGGAACCCCUACCACAACCUGAUCCACGCCGCCGACGUCACUCAGACCGCCCACUUCCUGAUGCUGCACACAGGACUCAUGCACUGGCUCAGCGAGCUGGAGAUUCUUGCCAUGGUUUUUGCUGCAGCCAUUCACGACUUUGAGCACACAGGAACCACCAACAACUUCCACAUCAACACCAGGUCGGAGGUGACCAUUCUGUACAACGACCGGUCGGUGCUGGAGAAUCAUCACGUCAGCGCCGCCUACCGGCUGAUGGCCGAGGAGGACAUGAACAUCCUUGUCAACCUGAACAAGGACGACUGGAGGGAGCUGAGGGCUCUGGUGAUAGAGAUGGUGAUGUCUACGGACAUGUCCUGUCACUUCCAGCAGAUCAAGACCAUGAGGAACGCCCUGACGCAGACACUCAGUCUGGACAGAGUGAAGGUUUUGUCUCUGUUGCUUCACGCUGCCGACAUCAGUCACCCGGCCAAAGCCUGGCCGCUGCACUACCGCUGGACCCACAGCCUCAUGGAGGAGUUCUUUCAACAGGGAGAUAAAGAGGUGGAACUGGGCCUCCCUUUCUCUCCUCUCUGUGACCGCAAAGCCACCAUGAUCGCCCAAUCACAGAUAGGUUUCAUCGACUUCAUCGUGGAGCCGACGUUCAGUGUUCUGAUCGACACGACGGAGAAACUGAUUGGUCCGCUGAUAGAAGAGGACAGGAAGGCCAGAGAGUCUGGAAACAGGAAGUCCAGUCUAACAGGAAGCGGUUCCGUUACCGUGGAGUCGGUGCAGAGACACAGUAGCGGGCGCUAUGGUAACAGCGAUGAAGGACAAAUGGACUUUUCCCUGACGGCCAUCGACCAGCCGGCUCUGAAGCUCCACCUAUCUGGCGUCAUCGGCAGCAACAAGGACAGAUGGAAAGAGCUGUCGGUGCACGAGCUGGCCCAUAGGGAGCAAGAAGAAGAAGAGAAGGUGGAGUCUGUCAACUCAGACACCCAAUCUCAAUCACAUGACUCGCCCAGUCACAGUGCCCCUGACGGACACACCUCCGACCAAUCACAGAACUCAGAGGGCUCCCCACCUGAAACACACAACGACAAGUCACCUGUCCACCUGACUUGGAACGGCUCGGGGCCGGCGGAGGAGAAGACGGAGGACAACGAUGAUGAUGAAGUGCCUGAAAAAGCCUGAUGACCCUCCAUGGCCAACUUCCCACUGUGUCUGAUUGGGGCAGAUCACCGUGGCAACAGGUGGAACGGUGCAGUGACCGCGACACGGUUCAGACUCUUCUGUUUAAACACAGCUGCUGACUCAACGGCACCUCAGUGGCCCCCCCCCCC
This is a messenger RNA of Etheostoma cragini (Arkansas darter), 2923 nucleotides long. RefSeq names its product calcium/calmodulin-dependent 3',5'-cyclic nucleotide phosphodiesterase 1A-like. Lineage: Eukaryota; Metazoa; Chordata; Actinopteri; Perciformes; Percidae. The transcript is spliced from 17 exons. The coding region runs from base 429 to 2774 and encodes 781 amino acids. The record is from RefSeq and is a predicted model, not a curated record. Gene Ontology annotation, molecular function: 3',5'-cyclic-nucleotide phosphodiesterase activity. Gene Ontology annotation, biological process: signal transduction.